AUGGCUCCUUUGGAACCAACGCAACCUGAUUGUGUAUGGAGGAAUGUUGCAGGAGCCGGGAAGGCUGAAUGCAAGAUCUGGCAGUUUCCUACAAGAGUUUCAAGAUGCACAGACGCAACUAACGUUACCGGUUUUACAUGGGCGCUCACACAGACAUGGCAGCCACCUGAAGGACAAGUAUACAAGCUCAAUUUUGAUGCGGCAAUUUUUGCGAACUUGCUAGCUUCAGUUGUUGGAGUUAUAAUUCGGAAUGAUCGGGGUCAAGUUAUGGCAGCUUUGUCGUUGAAGGGUGGUGUUGUUCAAGACAGUGAUGAAGCAGAGGUUGUGGCGUGUUGGAAAGCUUUGGAAUUCGCCAUAGAUGCUGGUUUUUCAGAUUUAAUCGUGGAGGGGGAUAAUGCAACUGUCAUGAAGUCCAUUGCUUCAGGUCAAACAGAUUUGUCCCGUUUGGGAAAUAUUUAUGAUGAUAUUCAUUGUCUAGCUAGAGGUUUGCGAUAUAUGGAGUUUAAUAGUAUUUGUCGUAGUGCAAAUGGGGUAGCCCAUUCUUUAGCUCGCUAUGCUAAGCAUUUAGAUGAGGAUAUUGUUUGGUUGGAAGAUUCUCCACCCCCGGCUUUAGAGGCCUUGUUAGCAGUAUCACGCUUACGACUCAACGAGGAACUUGAGUUCACUGAACUCUAG
This is a messenger RNA of Quercus robur (English oak), 675 nucleotides long. RefSeq lists its product as uncharacterized. Gene Ontology annotation, molecular function: nucleic acid binding; RNA-DNA hybrid ribonuclease activity. Lineage: Eukaryota; Viridiplantae; Streptophyta; Magnoliopsida; Fagales; Fagaceae. The coding region runs from base 1 to 675 and encodes 224 amino acids. The transcript has 2 exons. The record is from RefSeq and is a predicted model, not a curated record.